AUGGCUCAAGCGGUUGAAGAAUGGUACAGACAGAUGCCGGUGAUCACUCGAUCCUAUCUCACUGCGGCUGUUGUCACCACCGUCGGAUGCUCCCUCGAGAUAAUUUCUCCGCAUCAUUUGUACUUGAACCCUAGAUUGGUUGCGAAGAAAUAUCAGUUUUGGCGAUUGGUUACUAAUUUCUUGUACUUCAGGAAGAUGGACUUGGAUUUCUUGUUUCAUAUGUUUUUUCUUGCUCGGUACUGCAAGCUUCUAGAAGAGAACUCCUUCAGGGGAAGGACUGCUGAUUUUUUCUACAUGCUCUUAUUUGGCGCAUCUGUAUUGACUGGAAUCGUUCUUCUUGGGGGAAUGAUACCUUACUUGUCAGAGUCAUUUGCAAAAAUUAUCUUCCUCAGCAACUCCUUGACAUUUAUGAUGGUUUAUGUAUGGAGCAAACAGAAUCCCUUCAUUCACAUGAGCUUCCUAGGUCUUUUUACUUUCACCGCUGCCUACCUUCCAUGGGUUCUCUUGGGGUUCUCUGUUCUCGUUGGUGCUAGUGCCUGGGUAGACCUAUUGGGAAUGAUUGCUGGCCAUGCAUACUAUUUUCUUGAAGAUGUCUAUCCUAGGAUGACUGGUCGUCGACCCCUAAAAACACCAUCACUCAUCAAAGCACUAUUUGCUGAUGACCCAGUUGUUGUGGCACGACCUGCCAAUGUUAGAUUUGCUGCCCCACAAGCUGACGAACUUCACCAAGAUUGA
Molecule: messenger RNA, 735 nt
Organism: Vicia faba (fava bean)
Lineage: Eukaryota; Viridiplantae; Streptophyta; Magnoliopsida; Fabales; Fabaceae
Source: the annotation of a GenBank genome assembly